Messenger RNA from Aspergillus bombycis, 1530 nucleotides. Its product is annotated as cytochrome P450. The record is from RefSeq and is a predicted model, not a curated record. The coding region runs from base 1 to 1530 and encodes 509 amino acids. Gene Ontology annotation, molecular function: iron ion binding; heme binding; oxidoreductase activity, acting on paired donors, with incorporation or reduction of molecular oxygen. The transcript has 5 exons. NCBI's taxonomy places the organism in Eukaryota, Fungi, Ascomycota, Eurotiomycetes, Eurotiales, Aspergillaceae.
AUGCUAUCUAUCAACGAGCUGGCAAUGGACCUGGGGUUCGCAAUCGCCAUCCUGGGCAUCUCUCACCUUCUUUGGAACUACCUUUCGUCCCCCUUGAAGAUCUUUCCAGGGCCGUUCUGGGCUAGCUUUACCAAUCUGUGGCGUCUCCAGGAUGUAUUCAAGGGCCGUUGCGAUAUCACACACAACCAACUGCACCGCAAGUAUGGAACUGCGGUGCGACUGGGUCCCAAAAUUCUCAGUCUCUCAGACCCUAGCGUCAUUCCUCAUGUCUUCAAUUCGAAGAAUCCGUGGAUGAAGAGUGAUAUGUACAAUGUGAACGACGUAAUUGUCUCCGGAGUGCGCUUGAAGAACCUCUUCUCGCAUCAAGAUGAGAAAUGGCACUCGACCUACAUCCGGCCAGUGAAGGGGCUCUUUUCAAUGACCAAGGUGCAGGACAUGGAACCUGGCGUGGAUGUAACCAUUAACUUGUUCAUGGAUAAACUGCGAGAGCGAUUUGUGGAAAAGGGCCAGCCUUGCGAUAUGGCGGACUACCUGAAUUUCUUUGCAUGGGAUGUGAUGAGUGAAAUCACUUUCUCUCAGAACCUAGGCAUCCUGGAGGCUGGUUCGGACUAUCAAGGCUUCUUGGGCCGAUCGAACAAGAGUCUCGACUACUUCGCCUCGAUCUCUCAGAUGCCAGUCUUGGACUUGCUUCUAGACAAGAACCCGAUCAUCCGCCUCGGCCCGCCCACCUUUGUGUGGGCCAAUAUCUUCAGUCUCGAGCAACUCCAGAAGCGCCUGAGCGGUGGCCCCCCACCGAGUGGCCAUACGGACUUCCUUGACAGAUUCUUGCAAACCAAGAAGAAGUACCCCGAUCUCGUCAAUGAUAACACGAUCGUCACCUAUCUCCUGUCCAACACGUUGGCCGGUAGUGAUACUACCGGCAGCGCGAUGUGCUCUGCGGUUUAUCACAUCCUGAAGCAUCCUCAGGUCCAUCGAAAGUUGCGUGAUGAGCUGUAUGCGGCCAAAAUCCCCCUCCCAGCCAGGUGGAAGGACCUGCAGGGCCUCACUUAUCUUGAUGCCGUCAUGCGUGAGGCCAUGCGAGUUAACCCUGGGGUUGGCCUCAUGAUCGAGCGGAUUGUUCCCGAAGGAGGCUUUACUCUUCCCGAUGGACGUCACAUCCCCGAGGGGACUAUUGUCGGCAUGAACCCCUGGGUAAUCAACAAGAAUGAGGCCAUCUUUGGGGCCAACAGUGAGGACUUUAUCCCAGAGCGCUGGCUGCCAAGCCCUGGUGAAAGUGACGAAGCCUACCAAGCACGAUUUGCUAAAAUGAAGGGUACUGACUUUACGUUUGGGGCUGGCCCCCGCACGUGUUUGGGACGGUAUCUAUCCCAACUCGAAAGCUACAAACUCAUUGCGACUUUGUUCAGCACCUUUGAGAUGGAGCUUCCCAGCCUCGAUCACACGUGGCACGUCACCAACUCAUGGUUUGUCAGGCACGAGGGUAUUCCUGUCAAGAUGCGGGAGCGUACGGACCUGGCUAUCAAUGCUUAA